UCUGGCUCCCGCGGAGCGCCUGCGCAGUGCAGUACUGCACGUGUUCCCGCUAGACUCGCUUGCCGAGUGUGGAGAUGGCGGAAAUGGCGGAGAUGGAGACGCAGACUGCGGGGGCCGAGGAGGGGUUCACCCAGGUCACCCGCAAGGGUGCCCGGCGGGCGAAAAAACGACAGUCUGAGCACUUGUCCAAAGCGGGGGAGGACGGGGACGUGGCCCGCAUGGACACGGAGGAGGCCCGGCCGGCGAAGAGGCCCGUCUUCCCGCCCCUCUCCGGGGAUGGACUCCUGAGUGGGAAAGAAGAAACACGGAAAAUUCCAGUUCCAGCUAACAGAUAUACGCCAUUAAAAGAGAACUGGAUGAAGAUAUUUACACCUAUUGUAGAACAUUUGGGACUCCAGAUACGCUUUAACUUGAAAUCAAGAAAUGUAGAAAUCAGGACUUGUAAAGAAACCAAGGAUGUUAGUGCUCUGACAAAAGCAGCUGAUUUUGUAAAGGCCUUUAUUCUUGGAUUUCAGGUGGAGGAUGCACUUGCCCUCGUCAGGUUGGAUGACCUCUUUUUAGAGUCUUUUGAAAUCACAGAUGUUAAGCCUCUAAAGGGAGACCACCUGUCAAGGGCAAUAGGAAGAAUUGCUGGCAAAGGAGGCAAAACCAAAUUCACCAUAGAGAAUGUGACACGGACACGGAUAGUUUUGGCUGAUGUGAAAGUUCACAUCCUUGGCUCUUUCCAAAACAUCAAGAUGGCAAGGACUGCCAUUUGCAACCUCAUCCUGGGAAAUCCUCCAUCAAAGGUUUACGGCAAUAUUCGAGCUGUGGCUAGCAGAUCAGCAGAUCGGUUCUGAUUUCAAAUUAGGAGACUUUAUCUUUGGACUCUAAAGAAAAAGACCUUGUACUUUUCAGGUGGUCACACAAAACCAUGUGAAGAAUGUCUAAGUCACUUUAAGCCUGGAUCUUUUCUUCUGUUCUCAGCCAGCAGCAUAAACAGACGGGAAAGGUUUAAUAGUAUUCACAUUCAGUGACUUUUAGGACAAUUUAAGUAACAAAAUAUAAUGUAUCAUAUUUUUCAUUUAAAAUCAUAUAUAGCAGAUUUGCAAUUUAGAAUCCUCUAAAGAAAACUUAUUGCAUAAACAGUUUCAUAUAAAUUUUGCGUUUAUUUAUAAAUUUGUAAACAUUUCUUCUCUGUAAAUUGUAACUAAAAGAAUCAUCUCAAAACCUAUGAAUCCUGACCCUUAAUAUGUUGUGUGAAUAUUUUAUAAUCAAGUCAUAAUCAACUCUUUGGCUCCAGUAAAACAAGUAAGUGUGAUUGUCAUACUGAUUUUGCAGUUUAGAAAAUUAAAGCCCUGCAUCAUAAAAUUGAUGUGAA
This is a messenger RNA of Heterocephalus glaber (naked mole-rat), 1360 nucleotides long. It is a transcript of the gene Pno1, whose product is annotated as partner of NOB1 homolog. The record is from RefSeq and is a predicted model, not a curated record. Gene Ontology annotation, cellular component: nucleus. NCBI's taxonomy places the organism in Eukaryota, Metazoa, Chordata, Mammalia, Rodentia, Bathyergidae. Gene Ontology annotation, molecular function: RNA binding.